Messenger RNA from Cryptococcus wingfieldii CBS 7118, 300 nucleotides. RefSeq lists its product as hypothetical. The record is from RefSeq and is a predicted model, not a curated record. Lineage: Eukaryota; Fungi; Basidiomycota; Tremellomycetes; Tremellales; Cryptococcaceae. Bases 1 to 300 code for a protein of 99 amino acids. The transcript has 4 exons.
AUGUCCGCCCCUCUCCAGCAGUCCACCGCUCAAAACACCGUCCCCGCCCAGACCGCCCAGCCUAGCUUUCUGCAGAAGAAGGGUCUCCUCGGUGCCGCCGCCCGUGGUGGUGUCAAGCCUUCCAACACUGUCUCUCCUUCUGACGUCCUCUCCCCCAUCUCUGCCAAGCUCAACAACUCUAAGCAAAGGCAUUUCCAAAAGGGUCGACCCGUGCACCUUGCCAGCCAGCUGAGCCAACUCGCCAGCCAGGCCAGCCCUGCGUCCAAAGAAAACAAGCCCAAGAUUGACGAAAACUUUUAA